GUUCUAACAAUGGACAGAAACGAAGACCUCUUUUCGCACACUUUGAACACAGAAUUGGCGGAAAUCGCGGCAAUCGUCAGGAAUUUAGCGAUUAUUCCGCGCGAGAAACGCCUCGAGUGUCUGCAGGGAUUAAGAAAGGCGCUGAAGAGAUCCCAGAAUGCGAUUCCCUUCCAGAUCCAGAACGAGUUCUUUCUGCUCCUCGCCUUCCUGCUGGACGACGCGUCUUCACGACCGCCGGUCACGUGCGAGUGUCUCUGGCUGUGCGUUGACGUCAUUCCCUUCCAGCCGAACCUCGACUCCAACUUCGCGCCCAUUCUGCCCAAAAUCGUCGCCUUUCUCGGCCACGACUCGCCGGACGUGCGGCGGGCGGCGUUGCGCGCCCUCCACGUGCACAUGCGCUACACACUGAACCUGCAGAAGUGCGUCAACACGUUCGUCGCGUUCGGUUUGCAGAACGCUUCGCUCGACGUCCGCCGCGGCGCUGUCGUCGCGCUCCCGCUUCUCUUCACCGAAGAGUUCUCCAACGAGAACCUCUUCCCAUUGGUCGACGCGUUGGGCCGCCUUCUCGUCCAAUCGGACGCCGCGCUCUUCUACCCCGUGUUCCUCGCGCUCCAACGCCUGCACUCCGUUCUCGGCAAUCAGACUUUCGGCGCCUAUUUGGACAGAAUGUCGGCCGAGACGCAGGAGCUCUACUCGUCGGUGCUCUCGCGCAACCCCUCCGCCGACGGCAACACCCGCAGAGACGACUCGCUGCUCGAGAGCUCCAAAACGGUCACUUUCCAGACGUCACGUGACCGCGACUUGUCGCCCGAGUUCCCCUUCCGCCUCAAGUACGGCUUCUUCGCGCCCAAAGUGAUCCAAAAGGCGCAGAGCUCGCGCACAGACGACAAACUCGACUCAAUUCAAGCGGUUUUGGCACAAGUGCGCGACUCUUCCCAUUUAUCCCAAUUGUUGCCGGAAAUGCGCGACUUUCUCACGGAAUUCCUCGCGCAACAACUCAACGAACAGAACAACUUCAAGGUCACGCUCUCCGCCCUCGACGUCAUCGAGACGCUCGUCGAACGACUGAAGGGCGCGCUAACAAUCAAUCUCGACGUUCUGGUCGCCAUCCUCGCCAAACGCCUCGGCGACUCGCGCACAGUGAUCCGCGACUCCGUGAUCCGCGUGCUGCACGCGGCCAUGAUGCACGCGUUCCCGCCGCAGCAGCUCCUGGAUCUCCUUCUGCUCCACAAACCGUCGAAGAACCCGAAAGUGCGCGAAGAGGUGGUCAACAGGGUGACGGCGGCCGUCCUGACGUUCCCGCGCUCAGAGUUCAACCUGGCCAAACUGUGCUUCUCUGUGGCGCCACUUCUCACCGACAGCCGGCGCUGCGUGCGUUUGGCCUCUUUGGAGUGUUUGGCUGUUCUCGCGCAGGCUUUGGGCCCCAACCGCUUGGCGUCGCUGAUGGCUGCCGUGGAGGCGAUCGAGCAGAACGUGGCGAUCGACGGUCUGGUCAACGCUCUGCACGCGCGCCUCGCCAGACGACAACUGCCGCGCUGUGGCGCCGACGGCACCGUUCGCUACGUCCUCAACCCGCAGCACUUCUCCGGAUGGUUCACGUCGGGCGCAGACGCAGACCUCGAGUGGGUGAUGCUGGCCACGCCCUCCUCCACGGGCGGCACGCCCCCCAAGAGGGCGAACGGGAGUUCCGGCAUUCCUUUGGCGGCGAUUCCGUUCGACAGACGGAAGAGCAACGCUUUGAACGCCGAGAUGGAGAGCGAGGCGACGGACGACGACGCGGCCAUCGUGGAGGCCAUCGGGCGGCGGAAGUCGUUGGCGGAAGUGAACAUCGAACAGCUGUUGUCGUCCGGCGUCGAGUCCUCAGCCAAUGAGCGCGCGUUCGUCGACUUCAGGGGAGAAUCCUUCCAAUCGGACGAGAAUUGCGAGCAUUUGGAGCGCGCGAACGAAACAGAGAGCUUAGAGCAAUGGCGCGAAUAUUUCAGCGAAUUCAGAGCACAGUUGGCGGAAGUGGCGAUCUUUGGGCGAAACGAGAGUAAAAAAAAGCGCAGAAACUCCGAACUUCCGGUUCAACCGCUGUUCGCACAAGAAGUGGACGGAUUCCGCGCCGAAUCUCCCGUCCAGUCGUCGUCGGCGCCGUCGACCGCGUCCAACGACGCGCCCUUCUUCGCGCCCGACGUCACGACUCUGAUCGAGAAUCGCUUCGAACCAAUCGAAAGAUCGCUUUCUUUGCCUUCGAUUCAAAACGAGAUUCAAAUCGAAGAACAAAAAGAAGAGGAAAACAAUGAUCCGCCCCAAGAGGAGGAGCGCGAGGCGAACGGCGACCCAAUGAGCGUCAGCUACACGCCGAAGCCGCCCUUCAACACGCCCAUCGCCCCGGAGACGCCGCCCCCUGAGCCGGAAGCGGAGGCCACACUUGUAGAGCCGCCGCUACUGAGCGUGCAAUUGGCGACUCCGCAACACUCGCGCACAGAGUCGCGAUCACGUGACGCGUCAGUGGAACGACUGGAGGUUUGGAACGAAAGAAAAGCGGAAGAAAACGAAACGAAGAGAAAACAGACAAAAAGAACGGAAAUCCCGAGAAGAAAGCGCGCGCAACCCGUCGGCCGUCUCUCGCGCUCCCAAUCCCCUCGGCGUCGCCCCUCCCGGCCGGCGCAGCACCUGUACAUCAAGACCACGCCCGCCAUUCCCGCCAACGCCAACAUCAGACUCAUUCUGGCGAAUGUGGCGCGCAAUGAGGGGCCGUUCGAGAAUCCCGCGGAGGCCGCCAGGGCGGCGCUGCUCGCGCUGCACGACGACGCCUGGACGACCAAGGUGGAGGGCAUGCUGGCCGUGACGCGCCUGGCCACGUUCCACGCGCCUGCGCUCCUCAAGGACCAGCACGCGCUGAUCGCGGCCAUCGUGGCGGAAGUGCGGAACCUGCGCUCCACAGUGGCGCGCGCCGCCAUCUUCGCGUUGGGAGAACUGUUCGCGCGGUUGGGCGCGCAGGCGGAGCCCGAGAUGGACGCCAUGUUGGCCGCGCUGUUGGCCAAGAGCCAGGAGACCGCCGUGUUCAUCCGCGAAGACGUCGAGCGCGCGAUCCUUCAGGCGGUCGUGCAUUUGCCGCAAACCCGAACCGCCAUCGCGCUCAUCAACGGCGGCGCCAACCACAGGAACGCGUCGGUGCGCCGGACGUGCGCGCAGUUCGUGUCGCAGCUGGUGGAGCGGAUGGGCGCGCAGAAGUGUCUGUUGGGCCCGCGCGACAUCGCGGACCACGUGCUGCCGGCCGGCGCGCGCUUCGUGCAGGACUCGUCGCCGCACACGCGCUACUUCGGCAGGAAGAUGUUCGCUGUGCUGAUGGCGCACGUGUCGUUCGAGAAGCUGCUGCGCAAACACGUGACUCCCGGCACUUACCGCAACAUCGUCGGCAUCCUCGAGUCCGUCAAGCGCCGGGAGAGCGCGCCCAACAACGCAAACAAGUGGAAAAUAUUCGCACAACAGGACAACAAAACAACAAUCAUGGGCAUCUCGUGCGGCGCCACUCUCAUCAAGUACCUGCUCUUCCUCUUCAACGUCAUUUGGCUCCUGUUGGGCGGAGUCAUUCUGUGGCUCGGCUUCAAGAUCGCGCUGUGGGGCGGCGACUUGAAGGAGAUCUGGAGCUCCAACCUCCAGACCGGCGCCAUCGUCGUCCUGGCCGCCGGCUUCCUCAUCUUCAUCCUGGCCUUCCUCGGCUGCUGCGGCGCCAUCAAGCAGAACUCCUGCAUGCUCACCACCUACGGCGCGCUGAUCCUCGUUCUGGUGAUCCUGCAGUGCGUCGGCGCGUAUUUCGCGUUCGCCAACAAGGGAAAGUUGGAGGGCGAGUUCACGAAGGCGUUGACCGACCAGUUCCACAAGUGGAACGGCAGUCAGCUGUUCCUGCACGUCGCGAGGUCGACAACGCUGCGGAUGUGCUUCCUGCUGCCGAACGGCAAGUGCAAAGUGGGCGAAGAGGUGAAGUACAAGACGGGCUGCAAAGACAAAGUGGUGCACGACAUCAACACCUACCUGAACGGCUUGGGCGCCGUCGCCAUCGGUCUCGUUCUCAUUCAGCUCCUCAUUAUCGUCAGCGCCUGUUAACACAAGAAGGAAAAGAAUCGCAAAAAACGGUUCCGAAAACGGCCUCCGCUCGCGCCCUCCCGACCCCUCAACGCCAAUCCCUUCGACCCGAGAGACAACUCAUCGCAAAACCCGUUUUCCGUCUUCGAGAACCUCUUCUCACAACCGAUGCAAAUGUUUGGUCCGAUUUUGUCGCAGAUUUUGGGAUCUUUUGGACAACAAUUGAAUUCAGCGCAAACAACAGACGCCUCCCACGCCUCCCCACCCCCGCUCACGCCUCCCAUUAUGGCGCAAACCCCCGCCAAUAAAGACGCCCGAAUACCUUACUUCUCCUGUAGAUGA
Medioppia subpectinata is the source of this 4413-nucleotide messenger RNA. The record is from the annotation of a GenBank genome assembly. Lineage: Eukaryota; Metazoa; Arthropoda; Arachnida; Sarcoptiformes; Oppiidae.